CCGAGGCUGUGGACCCUCGGACACAAACAAAGCUAAUACCAGUUUUUCUCCAGGGACUUUCCUUUUUACUAAGGGAGCUAGUCCAGUGACUGGAGGACUGAUGUUAUAUUCAUGCAGCAGCCUGUGUUGCUGAGGAGACAUGCUGCAUCUUUCUGUAGUAGUUGGAAUGUCCUGCGACUGAUGGCUUCAUGCCCAGCUAAAAAGCAUUGCUAGCCCAGCCAGGAGGUGACAAAGAAAUGAGUGAGCAGUCAGUGAGCUUUGUGGACCUCAGAUUUCAUACUCCUGCAGAGCAGAAGAGAAAACGAAGACCAAAGCAUGCCAGGGUCACAGAAUUUCCUCCAUCUUCACCAUGGCUCCUUACAGUGAUUCUGGGGCUCCUCUGUCUGGCUUUGCUAGUAACGGCAAGGGUUUGGGUUGCCAUGGUUCUCCAGGCUUCACAUCAAGUGGGAAGACAGAAUGAGGAACUUAUCCAGAAACAGGCUAUUCUGAAAAACUUCACCAAACUGCAGGAAAUCUUGAAAAACUGCAUGCAGCAAAGAGGAGAUAAAUGCAGCUCUUGCCCUGAGGGCUGGAUACAGCAUAGAAGGAAGUGUUACCAUUUUACACAUGAAAGGAGCUCCUGGGAGAAGAGUCGAGAAUACUGCUCGUCUCACAGCUCCAGACUGCUGAGGAUAGAGAACAAGGAAGAAUUGGAUUUCAUAAACAGACUGGUGUGUUUUCACUGGAUUGGACUAUUCCGUACGGGAGCUGCUACAAGCUGGAUGUGGGAGGAUGGCACAGCUUAUUCUACUGAGCUGUUCCAAGUAAAGAGGAAAGAGCCUGGAGCAUCCUGUGCACUUUUGAAGGCAGGAGAAGCCACCUCCUAUAAUUGUACUGAACAAUAUCGCUGUAUUUGUGAGAAGAGAGCUGCUUAGCUGAAGCCUGCUGAACAACACAAGAAGAUCACAGCAUCCGUGAGACACAUAAUCCUGGGAUGUUCCAAAGAGAAAGAGAAAUCACAACCCCUUCGAUUUGCUGUGUUACCAUUCAGACUGAUGGCUGCAGUUUCAGGUGAUAAAACACACAGCAGACUGUCAAGAAGCAGGGCAGAAACCCCAAACUGGAAUCUUCUCCAGCCAACCAGAGCACUCCCACCAUACUGAAUGACUGUCAUUCCCACUUGGGUUGAUAAGAGUUGAUUUCAGAGGCCAUUAGUGCAAAUAUUAAUAAAUACUUUGUAAAAAAAUAUAGAGUGUUGUUUGUGCACUGGGUGUUUUAUGGAAAAAUACAAUUUGCCCCAAAGAGCUUACAGUGUAAAUUCAAACAAAAUACAAUCAAUGAGGCUCAUACAGAGACAAAAGAGGAAUGGGAGAGGAAGAGAUUCACCAUCUUGGUGAAUGGGGAUUGA
Molecule: messenger RNA, 1387 nt
Organism: Malaclemys terrapin pileata
Lineage: Eukaryota; Metazoa; Chordata; Testudines; Emydidae
Product: natural killer cells antigen CD94-like
Exons: 8
Coding region: 237-914 (225 amino acids)
Source: RefSeq, a predicted model, not a curated record